Molecule: messenger RNA, 5715 nt
Organism: Scylla paramamosain (green mud crab)
Lineage: Eukaryota; Metazoa; Arthropoda; Malacostraca; Decapoda; Portunidae
Gene: Ets65A
Product: transcriptional regulator ERG homolog
Exons: 7
Coding region: 1409-2245 (278 amino acids)
Biological process (GO): regulation of transcription by RNA polymerase II; cell differentiation
Cellular component (GO): nucleus
Molecular function (GO): DNA-binding transcription factor activity, RNA polymerase II-specific; sequence-specific DNA binding
Source: RefSeq, a predicted model, not a curated record
GGAGAGGAAGGGAGAGUGGAACACUAGGAGGAGUAAGAGAAGGAGGAGGAGGAGGAGGAGGAGGAGGAGGAGGAGAGAUUUACUGGGAGUGGGCGGAGUCCAUUAUAACGAGGGGAGAGGAGUGAGAGGAGUGAGGGGAGAGCGCCCCGCCCACACACCACAAAUCCUCUCCCACUAUUGGCCGCGGAAGUCACAACCCCGCCCAGGCAGUAGCGCGGAAGAUGCCAGUUAAUGCCGACCCGCCGCGCCGCCCUCGCCCGUCGCUCAGCACGCCCCCUGCGGCGCCCCUCCUGCAGCCGCCGCGCCCCUCAGCUCCCUCAGCCUCAGGGAAGCCCUCAGGGACGCCGUGGAGGGACGUGGAAGCCGCCAAGCCAGAAAGAAAUUAAGUAAAUGACGAAAAAAAUCCACCGCUUCAGGAUUUGCACAACUCCAUUCCUUCUCCUCGCCGCUCCGCUCUCCCGGCGCUCACCCCUCCCUCUCCCUUGCCCUCUCCCUCCCUCCCGCCUGGAAAAAAGCGGCGAAGUGGGCGGAAAAUUCUGGCAACCGGAGCAAACUUUAGGCAACCAUGAUGGCAGCUCUUGAUAUGCCCCCACAUGGCGGAAACGCCCGCACUCCCCCGCCCGCGUCCACAAGCACAGCAGCCCCGGUCCUCCUCACGAGCCACAUCCGCACCGGUUAUACGCCCCUGCCGCCCAAGGGAGGGGGGAAAAGAGGAGGAAGGAGACGGAGGAAGAUAGAGAUAGAGAGAAAGAGAGAGAGAGAGAGAGUGUGUGUUGAGAGAGAGCGAGAGAGCGGAGCCAAGGAAGGCGGUCGCUCGCUCCCUCAUUUGCUUCCUCACUCACCGUCUUGUUUCUCGCUCCGACCUGCCGCCGCCUCCUCCGCCGCCGCCGCCGCCGCCGCCGCCGCCGCCGCCGCCACCGCCGCCGCGAUAUCUUGGGACUUCCGCCGUGGUGACUUUAUCUCAAGUGUUUUCCUGGCGUGUCGUUGACCUCCUGCUGUGACCCCUGUGAGCACCAGUGAUCAGACACGAACGCACGCCCGCUCACGCACACCAAUGCACGUACAGACCCGCACACUCACGCACGUGCAACCUAUCAUGACCGUGUGCUGAUGCCCCGCAGAGUGACCAGCCCCGUGACCUCACCUGACCCCGCGUGACUUCAGCGAGACAAUUCAGCCAACCAGACCAGACCAAGAUGACCCUCAGACCAGCGUGAGGUGACCCAGUCUGACCCAACACAACGUCGCCGUUGCCGCCUGACUAACCUGUGACUUGGCGCUGCCCACAUGACCUGAAUCGACGCACUGUGACCUGACCGCGCCGCGACCCGAGAGAGACACGUGCUGGGGAGCGGUCGUGCCCCCGGCUGACGCCCCUCGCCCCUGUGGCCGCCCGCACCUCGUCUCCAUGACAAUGCUGGACCUCAAAAGUUCCACGCCAGACUACCUGCCCAGGACGGGGCCGCUGUCCAACUUCUCGAUGCUCUUCACGGGUAAUUAUAUAGACCCAAGCUACAAAUCUGCCUGGGGGUCUCCUGCCUCCCCAGCCUCCCAGACGCAAGGUUACCCCCACAACAGCCUGGGAAUGACUAAGUCCUCCCUCGAUGCCCACAGUCCGCACCUCCGCCAGCCAGAUCCUUAUCAGAUGUUUGGACCAACCAGCAGCAGGCUCGCCUCCUCAGGCUCGGGGCAGAUCCAGCUGUGGCAGUUUCUCCUGGAGCUCCUCUCAGACUCGUCCAACGCCAACUGCAUCACGUGGGAGGGCACCAACGGAGAGUUUAAACUGACAGACCCUGACGAGGUGGCGCGCCGCUGGGGGGAGAGAAAGUCCAAGCCCAACAUGAACUACGACAAGCUAUCAAGGGCACUGAGAUAUUACUACGACAAGAACAUUAUGACGAAGGUGCACGGCAAGAGAUAUGCCUAUAAGUUCGAUUUCCAGGGUCUUGCCGCCGCCACGCAGCCCGCUGGCACUGACCCCACCGCGUAUAAGUACCAGAGUGACCUGUUCAUGUCCUCUUACCACCCGACCACCAAACUCAACUUCAUGAGCACUCACACGGGCAUCCCAUCCUCCGCAGGUGAGGAUCUAGCAGCCAGCAUCUUCCAGUCGCCAACCUCGUACUGGACCAACCCCAGUGCCAACCUUUACUCGAACAUCGCCGCCGCCUCGGGCCACACCAUGACGCACCACCCCUCCCACAUGACGUCACACAUCUCCUCCGCCUACCCGCACUACGCAUGACAGUCUCUCUUCUCCAAUUGGUGCACCCAGCCGUCGCGCGAGGCCGUCUCCCUCCCUGAUUGGUCCUCCACCUUCCAACAAGUGUCCAGUCUCGAGGAGCAGCAGUAGUAGCGCGUGGGCCGAGGUUGAUCUCUAUACAAGACUGCAUUGGCCAAGAUAAUGAAUUAAUGCUGCUACUACUGACUAACUCGAGUCGUGGUUCUUGUACUGACUCACUCAUAUACUCAGUCUCUCUCCCUCACUCACUGUCUCACUCACUCACUCACUCACUUCCUUCCUUCCUCUUUGAGUAUUACUGUAAAAGGUUGUAUAUGUAUAUGUACGUACGUUAUGUCAAAAAAAUACUUAAUGAUGAUGAUAAUGAUAAAAAAAUAAGUAAGUAAGGGAGGUGGUGGUGGUGAUGGUGGUUGUGGUGGUGAUGGCUGUGGUGUAGCAGAGAAGAAGGAAGGCGAGUGUUUUGUUUUUAUUUUUGUGGUGGAGGUGAUGUGUGUGUGUGUGUGUGUGUGUGUGUGUGUGUGUGUGUGUGUGUGUGUGUGUGUGUAUGUGUGAUUAUUAUUAUUAUUAUUAUUACUAUUAUUAUUAUUAUUAUUAUUAUUUUUGUUAUCUUGCGGCGGCCGUGUUGUUGUGAUGACGCCAGUUCUUCACGGUAGAAUUACUGUGUCCUCCUCCUCCUCCUCCUCCUCCUCCUCCUCCUCCUCCUCCUCCUCCUCCUUUUCCUCCUCCUCCUCUGCACGUCCUCUUUUUCUUGAGUUUCCGUUUCUGUCUCCUCCUUAUGCUAUUCCUCCUCCUCCUGCUCCUCCUCCUCCUCCUCCUCCUCCUCUGUUUCGACGUCACGGUGCCGCUGCAGCGUUGCCAAUCUCAGCACUAUUGCCAAGUCUCCUUCUAGUCCGCCAUCUAGUCUGCCGUGUGUGUGUGUGUGUGUGUGUGUGUGUGUGUGUGUGUGUGUACAAAGUUUUGUGUGUAAUCUUGUGACUUCCUGUAUGUACAUAUUUCAAGUCCUCAUGGCCCAGUGUGUGUGUGUGUGUGUGUGUGUGUGUGUGUGUGUGUGUGUGUGUGUGUGUGUGUGUGUUGUCCCAGAACUAAGGCAAGACCUGUGUAUAAUCCAUAAAAAACAGUAAUGAAAACAAGAAGAACGAAAAGAAAGAAAAAAGUAUCAACAACAACAACAACAACAACAACAACAACAACAACAACAACAACAACAAUAACAAGAACCCUCCAUUUAUACAAGCAAACAAACUACAGGCAGAAAUAAAGCCGAAAAAAAAGAAAGAAAAAAAAAACGGUUAAAAACUCCAAUAAUAACUCGCUAAUGGAAAACACAACCACGCAAUUAUCCAACUCACGACCUCAUCCACUCAGCCACUCAGCCAUUCAUUCACUCCUCCACCAGCGAGCCUCUCUCCUCCACCAGCCACAGCCUCUCCUCUCCACCUGCUCUGUGUCGUCUCUCCGCUGAAAGGACACGAACCAAGUCAAGCUGGACACGACCCGAAGAACUGAAAGGAUAUCCAUUGAAUCAUGAGAGAGAGAGAGAGAGAGAGAGAGAGAGAGAGAGAGAGAGAGAGAGAGAGAGAGAGAGAGAGAGAGAGAGAGAGAGAGAGAGAGAGAGAAGUCCUCAAAUUUCUCCCUCCUCCUCCUCCUCCUCCUCCAUCUCAUCUUCGUCAGGAACAUCUCACUUAAGAUUCCCGGUGAAAAAAGUUACACAAAGAAACUCAAAGGAAGACUAAAACAGCAACAUACUUGUUGUUGUCACAGAGAAGAAAAAACAGUGAUGGACGCAGCAUGUGGCGCGCGUGUGUGUGCGUGCGUGUGCGUGUGUGUGUGUGUGAAGAGCGUAAAGGGAGUGAGGAAAUUCAAAUGGCAGUGAAGGAAAUCCGCGGGAAGUUGCAGGAAAUGAGUGAGUAAUGAAGGAACGCUAUUGAACGGCGAGGGAAAGAAGGAAAGACUGAAGGAAGGAAGGAGGCACUGAAAAUUGAAGGAGGGAAGGUCAGUUAGCGAGAGGUAACAUUUUUUUCUUGAUGAGAGUGAGUAAUGAAGGAACGCUGUUGAACGGCGAGAGAAAGAAGAAAUAAAGGAACGAAAGAAAAGGAACGAACGAACUAAAGGAAGGAGAAAUGAAAGAGGGAAAGUUAGUUAGCUAUAAGUGACAUUUUGUGCUUCACGAGUGAGUAAUGAAGGGACGCUAUUGAACGGCGAGGGAAAGAAGGAAGGAACAAAAGAAGGAAGGAAGGAGGCACUGAGGAGUGGAAGAGGAGAUCAUCUAGCUACAAGUGAUAUGAGGGAAGGUUAGAUAGCAAAGGUGGUGUUUUCUGGUUGAUGAAUGCGAGUUGAACCUUCUUGCAUCCGCCAAAGAGAGAGAGAGAGAGAGAGAGAGAGAGAGAGAGAGAGAGAGAGAGAGAGAGAGAGAGAGAGAGAGAGAGAGAGAGAGAAGCUGAAAGUGAAGAUGUAAUGUAAAAAGUGAAGUGACUCCUUUCGUCAAUAAAAAAAAAUAAAAGAUAAUAAUGGAAAGAAAAUAAAAGAAAAUUCUGAAUAUAUAUAUGAAAGUGAUGAUUUAAGAGGAAGUGAAAGAAAAAGAUAGGAAACACAUUCCCUUCCCUAAGAUAAAAACAAAAUACAGUAAUAAGAUAAAUGAAAAAAAUCACUUCCCUAAGAAAGAAAAAGUAAAAGGAAAGACUGUAAUAAGAAAAAGUUAUAAAAAAGCAAAUAAUGAUCCUUCCUCUUGAAAUGCUUGUACAUAAUCCUUUGUGUCCACUGCUUCUAUGCCAACGGUAAACAAGAUGAAAGAAAACGGAAGGAGGCAGCGUAGUAGAUGGGGAACUAUUGAAAACUGCCCCUUCAGUCCAGCCGAAAGAAAACGGGAGAAGGCAACAUGGGCAGGGAAUUAUUGAAAACUGCCCCUUCACUUGUCCAGAAGAAAAUGAGGCUUCAUAGAAAACGAAGAGGCGAGAGUUGCGUAAUCUUGCCAGGGAGGACUAAAGAAAAGUCUUCUACGAAUAAAAAAAGAAGAAAAAAUAAAUAAAGGAGGGAAGAAGAUAAUUUGUAUCUGACCUCUCUUAAGACUUGCUGACCCACUGACCUCGCUUGCUGCCCACCACACGACACACAGGCUUCUAUUUUUAUCGCUCCUCCUCGUCUUCCUUCUCUUUAUCCUCUUUCUCCUCCUACUCCUUUUCCGCCGAUGCUGUUUUUAUCUACUUUUCUCUCGGUCUAAUUCUUCAAGCUUUCCUUCUUGCCUGUGAUAUUGUCAGGAUACUGGUGGUGGUGGUGGUGGUGGUGGUGGACGAAGAGGUGGAUGAGGUGGUCGUGAUGUGGUUGUGACUGGAAUGUGGUUGUAAUUUUCUUACUGGAGACAAAAAAAAAGAAAGAAAAAUGAAAAGAAAAUAAAGUAAAUGAAAGAAGCAAGAAAAAUUAGCUGGACAUGCCUUUUUAUGGUCAUCCAACGAAAGAAAAAGAGAAAGAAAGAAGAG